Molecule: messenger RNA, 654 nt
Organism: Lolium perenne
Lineage: Eukaryota; Viridiplantae; Streptophyta; Magnoliopsida; Poales; Poaceae
Source: RefSeq, a predicted model, not a curated record
AUGGCUUCGCCAUCCCCCAUCCCUUCCCUAUCCCCCACACCGUCACCGGCGGCAAGCCCAUGCGGCCGCGAGGAUCGCUGGCGCGGUAGCCGGGGAUCUGACUCGGAGGAGACUCCACGGUCCUACAGAGAGGCCCUGGCCGGCGGGAGCGCAGCAGCGCACGUCGACGGACAGGAGGAUUCACAGGUUCGUCGCGAGGUGAGGUCCAUGGUGCGGGCGGAGGGGAUGAGCUCUGCCAUCGAUGAGCUUGACGACUCCGACGACAUGCUUGACGAGGAAGAUGAAGCUCCGUGGGAGGAACCCACACACGUCACCCGAAAGCGUGCGAGGGGGCGCCAUGGUGGCAAGAGGGCGGUGGCCAGGGCGGCGCGCCCCGCGCGUGAUGCCGGCGCCUUCGCGGACUUCGACGGCCUGUGCCUGCUCUGCACGCUGUCAGGGCACCGCACCGUCGAUUGCACCAUGGGGCCGGUGUGCAUGCGGUGCGGCGAGACGGGCCACAUGGCGCGGGAGUGCGCGCUGCCAUGCCCGCCGAGGCCGCCGUCGCUGCCAGGAGGUGUUGAGCCCGCGAGGAAGAGGCUGAACGACAAUGGGCGCGGCCGUCGCAUGGGUGCGGGAGCCGGUGACUUCCGUGCGCGUGCGCCGGAGGCCCGCUAG